Striga asiatica is the source of this 426-nucleotide messenger RNA. NCBI's taxonomy places the organism in Eukaryota, Viridiplantae, Streptophyta, Magnoliopsida, Lamiales, Orobanchaceae. The record is from the annotation of a GenBank genome assembly.
AUGCCGCCGCCGUCGAUGAAGCAUCAGCGUCCCUCCGCGCUUCCGCCUCUGCCUCCGCCUCCGCUUCCGAGGAUGUCUCCCUCGCCGGCGCCGGCGCGGCCCUCCUCUGCAGCAGGUGCUGCUGCUGCUGCUGGAGCAGCUGCCUCUGCAACAUUUGCUGCUGCUGCUGCUGCAAAAUCAUCUGGUGGUGGUGGUGGCGGCGGACCGCCGGCGGGUUGUAAAACCUAUCGCCGCUCUGCCUUGGCGGCGGCGGAGGCGCCGCCGCAUACCCUCCUCUACUCGACAUCUAAGAAACUCCGGGAUUUUUCAACCUCGAUUGACUCGGAAAACAAUCGAAAUGAGCACCGAGUUGAUUUGACGAAAUUGCCCCCGUCAGUAGUCUCGAUUGUGCCGCACGCGCCCUUUCGCUUUGAUCGAUCCAAGUAG